AUGUUCACACGAAAACAGGAAAAGGUCAGGUGGCAUGAACGGUACGAUGAAGAUGCUGUCAAGGCAGCAGAGGAUGAACUUGAAACGCAACAUGAAGAAAAGCUGGAAAGGGAAAGGGUCAGUCGGCAACGUGAAAGGGAGGAGAGAGAUCGUAGAGAGAGACAUGGACGAGAGAGGAGGGAGCAAGAAGAGGUGACUAGAAGGAUGGCUCUCCUUCGGAGCGACCUAACGAAUGGCCUGAAAAACUACAGAGUAGGCUCAAAAACUAACAUCGCCAGGCAGGGUAUCGACCAUGUUAACAUAGCAAUGUUUGGGCCUGCUGGGGGCGGCAAGACGAGUUUCAUUCAGAUUGCUGAAACAAUUCUCUUGGGAAGGAGCACAGUCAUCACACAAUCGGAUGCUAAAGAGGGGACGAUCAUUCUUCUGGAAUCCCUCACCGACUUAAAGUUCCAUUUGUUCGACACCGGGGGGUUCUUCGACUUGAACAAGUCCAUGCAUCAAGAGUUGAAUAACAUCCUUACAGGAAGAAUACGGCCGUCCCAGAUAAUUGCGAGAGAGGAAGACAGGGGGUCUCUUCCCGCUGGUCAGCCCAUGAGGGAGGGUCCUGUCCCGCUGACUGAAAGGAUGCAUGGCGUUAUCUGUAUUCUAGGCCACAAGGAUCCCAAAGAGUACAGUGUCAAGAUGCAAGCGAUUAGGAAAGGCUUAAAGGAGGAAGGAUACAGUCCUGUAGGCGCAGUGGCUUUUGAAAGUGAGAGGGACUACAUCAACGGCAAGGAGAGAGAAAGGCAAAUGGUGAAAAUGUCUGCAGCAAUGGGAAGUCCACGCGACAGAACGUUCGCCUUCGUCAACCAUAUCGCCACUGGAACCCACAUAUCUGCAGAGUCAGCUAUCAAAGUGAUGGAUACCCUGGACACCGCACUGAUUGCAGCAGAGGGGUACAUCAAAGUGCAGCAGCAGCGAGAGACGUACGCAAAAGAACGCGCAAAGUCCACAGACCCUGAACACGUGUCUAUCAGAGAAUUCAUGGUUCAAAUCGCGGCGGAACACUAUUGGAGUGAGUCGAAGGUGGAUGAGACAAUUCGGAAGCUGGAAGAUGAAGAAAUAUAUAACGUUGCUGGCCUGAAGCAGUUCUGGGACGAAGUGAAGCCAACGAUGAGCCUUGGAAUGAGAUCUGUCUUUCAGAGUGUCCUGUUUCCUAAGUAAAAUCGCACACUAGUAUGAUACUAUGACGCUAUGCACCAGUACUCAUCUAAACAAUACAUACAUAGUUCUAGUCCAAAUGAGGACAGAAAAACGUGGCGGACGUGUCCUCCCCAGAAAAAAAAACGUAU
Molecule: messenger RNA, 1331 nt
Organism: Branchiostoma belcheri (Belcher's lancelet)
Lineage: Eukaryota; Metazoa; Chordata; Leptocardii; Amphioxiformes; Branchiostomatidae
Exons: 8
Coding region: 1-1203 (400 amino acids)
Source: RefSeq, a predicted model, not a curated record